This is a messenger RNA of Pseudoliparis swirei, 1266 nucleotides long. It is a transcript of the gene kctd16b, whose product is annotated as potassium channel tetramerization domain containing 16b. Gene Ontology annotation, cellular component: postsynaptic membrane; presynaptic membrane. Gene Ontology annotation, biological process: regulation of G protein-coupled receptor signaling pathway; protein homooligomerization. The record is from RefSeq and is a predicted model, not a curated record. Lineage: Eukaryota; Metazoa; Chordata; Actinopteri; Perciformes; Liparidae. Gene Ontology annotation, molecular function: protein binding. Bases 1 to 1266 code for a protein of 421 amino acids. The transcript is spliced from 2 exons.
AUGACGGAGACGAUGGCGCUGAGUGGCACUAACUGUCGGACUAACAGCUUCCCCGAUGUGGUGGAGUUGAACGUGGGCGGACAGGUGUACUACACGCGCCACUCCACUCUGGUGGGAACCCCCAAUUCAGUCCUCGGAAAGCUGUUCUCCUCCAAAAAAGACGCAUCCAAUGACUUGGCGCGAGACCCCAAGGGCCGGUACUUCAUCGACCGGGACGGGUUUCUAUUCCGGUACGUGUUGGACUACCUCCGGGACCGGCAAGUCGUCCUCCCGGACCACUUCCCGGAGAAAGGGAGGCUCCUGAAGGAGGCAGAGUACUUCCAGCUCCCCGACUUGGUGAAGCUGCUGACCCCGGAGGAGAUCACGCUCAGCCCGGAUGACUUCUUCCACAGCGACAACGAAGACGGGUCCCACGGCAGCGACCCGCGGCAGUGCCCGCCCUCCUUGCUCGUGCCCGCGGAUAGGAAGAGCGGCUUCAUCACGGUGGGGUACCGGGGCUCGUGCACCACGGGCCGGGAGAACCAGACCGACGGCAAGUUUAGGAGGGUGCCUCGGAUACUCAUAUGCGGCCGGGUGGCUCUCGCCAAGGAGGUUUUCGGGGAGACCCUGAACGAGAGCCGGGAUCCGGACCGGACCCCGGAUCGGUACACCUCCCGGUUUUACCUCAAGUUCAAGCACCUGGAGAGGUCCUUCGACAUGCUGUCGGAGUGCGGCUUCCAGAUGGUGGCCUGCAACUCGUCGGUCACCGCGUCGUUUGUCAACCAGCACACGGAGGAGAAGGUCUGGUCCAGCUACACCGAAUACGUCUUCUACCGCGGCGCGUCGCGUUGGUCCUCCCCGGCGUGCGACUGCUGCUGCAAGAACCACAAGGGCGACGGCGAGGGCGAGAGCGGCACCUCCUUCAACGAGCUCUCCACCUCCAGCUCCGACAGCCAAUCGGAAGCCGGCUCCCCCCAGGGGACGGUCAUCUGCGGCCAGCCGCGCCCUCGCUCCCAGGCCAACGUCCAGACCCUGGACCGGCCCGCGAAGAAGGGCCCCGUGGCGUCGCUGCAGCAGUCCGAGCAGCGGAGGAAGAGCGAGCUGCUGCGCUCGCUCACGGCGAGCGCGCGCGACACCAGCAAGAAGAGGCCGGCCAAGGAGAAGCCGUCGGUGGAGGAGGAGCUGGAGAAGUGCAUCCAGGACUUCCACAAGAUCAAGAUCCCCGAGCGCUUCCCCGAGAGGAAGUACAUGUGGCAGGCCGACCUGCUCAGGAAGUACCGCGUCUGA